GAUUCAAGAGCGCCUCAAUGAAAACGCUUGCACUUUUUACAUCUUUUGCAACAUGGCUUCUGUGGUCAACGGUUCUAGUGACGUCACAGUUAAAUCCAGUUUCCGCCAGCACUCCAGCCGGAAUAACAGGUUGCAUUUCGACGGAAGGAGAAGAAGGCAAGAUUCUAGACUGUUCUUCCGCCACUGACGUCGCCCAAAUCAAGAACUUUGUCGAAAAACUGACCGACGAAAAUGACCUCACCUUCGACAAGUUCAAAAUGGCCGAGAACGCUCACAUCGACCACCUUCCCGCCGGUGUGCUGGGGGAGCUUCGAGUCCGCGCCAUCGAAGUAGCGUCGUGUCCUUCGCUAACAGAGGUAGACGGCGAUUUCCUCGGGGCUUCGAAUGAAACGGUGUUCGUGAUAUUCCUCGGCUACAACGCCCUCACUCGAGUCCCUGCGUUGAAGGCGGAAGGACUCCUCGCUCUCGACCUGUUUGGGAACCCUCUGGAGAAGAUCGCGAGGGAAGAUUUUCAAGGGAUUGUGAAUUUGCAGAGUCUGAUCCUUCCCCCUGUGCCCGUCGAAAUCCUGGCCUUCCAUUCCCUAGAAUCCCUAAGGACCCUCUCUGUGCCCUUCCUCGCUACCUCCUUGGACACAGUGUUUCCAGGCAGCUUCUCCUUCAAUUCGUUGCAUCUUCAGGAAGUCUUUUUUCCGGGGAGUGACUUUCAGUACUUGCUUCCGGGAGUGUUUGAAGGUUUCAUCCCCGGCUCUAAACUUGUAAUGGAGAGUUACAACCUCACUUCCCCGUCUGUUCUCUUCAACCUGCUAAGUCGGGGAGCACGCCUGGAAUUCACAAGCAGCAUCACCUGCGGAUGUCAACAAGCCUGGAUCCGUCUCUCUCCUUUCCUCAGCCAGACCUCCAUUUCCUGCGUCACUGAAGAAGGACAAACACUCCUUCAGGAUAUGGAUGAGAGCGAAUUCGCAUCAUGUUAUGUGAAUUCGUUAUAGGCUUCGUUUAUUGACAGAAUGUUGGAAAUGUUUUUUUUUAUUAUUAUUAUUAUUAUUAUUAUUGUGUAUUCUAAGUAAAUAUGAUGACGUAA
This is a messenger RNA of Penaeus indicus, 1078 nucleotides long. RefSeq lists its product as uncharacterized. Bases 18 to 986 code for a protein of 322 amino acids. The record is from RefSeq and is a predicted model, not a curated record. NCBI's taxonomy places the organism in Eukaryota, Metazoa, Arthropoda, Malacostraca, Decapoda, Penaeidae. The transcript is spliced from 4 exons.